This is a messenger RNA of Emiliania huxleyi CCMP1516, 2304 nucleotides long. RefSeq lists its product as hypothetical. Bases 1 to 2304 code for a protein of 767 amino acids. Lineage: Eukaryota; Haptophyta; Isochrysidales; Noelaerhabdaceae. The record is from RefSeq and is a predicted model, not a curated record. The transcript is spliced from 6 exons.
AUGGGCGAGCCCCUCCGCACCGUCGUGCGGGUCAAGCGUGCCGAGGCGGGAUACGAGGGGCGAGAUGCGGGCGCGGGGUCCCUCUUCAUCGCCGGCAACGCCCUCGAGCUCGCCCCUCCGGAUCGUGGCGACGGCGUGAGACACUCGUACGGCGCCAUCUACGACUCCUUUGCCUCCGACCAAGACCUGUGCGAGGUCGAAGUGAGGCCACUCGCCGCCUCACUGGCCACCGGCCUCAAUGCAGCGGUUCUGGUUGCGGGGCACUGCCGCUCGGGACGCGAGGCGCUCUUUGGCGCGAUCGCCGCACGAGCGGUUGAGGGCAUCUUCGAGGCGAUGCGGCAGCGACUGCAGGCUGGCGAUCAGGCUGGAGGACUCACCUUCACACUGACCGCACGGUACGCCUUCAUCCCUGCCGCCUCCACAGUCACCACCGCCACGCUUGAGCUGAGGCAAGAGCACAAGGGCCGCUCCGCCGCACCGGAUCGCCGGAGGUCGUCGUCGGAAGAGGCUAGCGGUGGCGGUGGCGGCGGCGGUGACGCUGACCUGGUCUCCUCGCUGCUGCUCGCAGACGUCGAGACAAACGCACUCGGAGACGGGCUGGCCAGCGGGCUUCGCCAGCUUCUCAGCGGCCCCGGCUCUGCGCACGCUGCGCACAGCGGGCCAGCAUUGCUGCUUCGCGACGCCGUCGGCGGGAACUGCAAGACGGUGUUGCUCGGGACGGUGGCGCCGGAGGACUUUGCCGAGUCUUGCGCGACGUUGCAGCUGGUCGCACAAGGGGCGGGCUUCGUCAACUUCCCCCUCGUCAACGACGCGCACCACCGGUGGGUGAGCCUGCAGCUACAGGAACAACUCUCCGCUGCGGAGGGCCGGCUGCAGCACGGGGUCGAUUUGCUCGAGGAGGACCGCAGGGCGCUGCCCAACCAGCUGCACGGGGCGGCAGCGCGGCUGCAGGCGCUGGUCGACCAGAUGCAGCAGGAUGCGAAAGGGGCUGCGGGCGAGAAGCAAAAGCUGAUGGCGGAGGUACUUGAGCUGCGCACCCAGUAUAAUGGCGCGACGGGCGAAGUGGUCGCCCUCAAGGAGGAGGUGGUGGCCACCAAGCAGGAGAAGCUCGCCCUCUCAAAGGAGCUCGUGGCGACGCAGCUCUCCGCCAACGAGGAGUCAGCCGCGCAGGCCGAGCAGAUCUUUAGCCUCGAGCAGGAGGCAAUUGCAUCGGCAGACCUUCUAGCGCAGCUGCAGGAGCGCGCCGCGAGCCUCGAGGCCGACCGUGACGGGAAGGCCAACGCGCUCGCCGAGCUGGAGACGACAGCAGAGACGGCACGGCUCGAGGCGGUGAGCUCGCAGGCGCAGGCGAGCAGUGCUCGCGCCGAGGCGCUCGAGGCGCGCGAGCGGGAAGACGAUCUAGCGCUACAGCUGCUCAACAUGAGCAACGCCUCCGCGACCGCCGAGUCUCGCCUCGCGGACGCUGCCGCACAGCUGGAGGCGGCGGAGCGAGAGGCCACGGCGCAGCGCUCGCGCGCUCAGGACGCCAUCUCCGAGGCCGAGGCGGCGCGGGGGGAGGCGCUCAAGCUGGCAGAAGAGGUGUCAAGCCUCAAUGUGGUGAUGGAACGGCAGGCUCUCUCUCUGCAGCAAGACCGGCUGGCGCUGCAGCGGACGGCGGUCGAGGCGGCAGAGGCGCAGCUCGAACGGUCGCAGCAGGCCGAGGCGCGUGCUGAUAGGGAGAGCCACGCGCUGGGCGAGGAGAGGGCAGCACGCGAGGCAGCGGUGGCCGAGUACGAGGCGGAGAUGGGCGAGGCGCGUGCGCGCGAAACGGCGCUGCGGAGGGCGCUCGCCGAUCAGGCGGCGCAGCUGGUUGCAGCAACCCGCCAUCUCGAGCUCUUGGGGGGUGAGGGAAGCGUGCAGUGGCAGAAGCCGUCGAGGCACGCGCCGUGGCCUGAGCAGUCGCGCAUGCAGUUCGACGAGAGCGGCUCGCAUGAGGCGCCUGCAAAGCCGGUAUACCUGCGGGAAAAGCCGAUGGCGUGCGGCGUUGCGCUAAACCUGCGGUGCGUUAGCACUGGGAGCGAGCAGUCCGGCCCCCAGCGGUAUGGACCGCAGUCGCACCGUGCCAGCGGCACCACCGCAUCCGCCAGUGGCAUCGCGCACACCCCUCCCUCGGCGCACCUCGCUGGACAUGCCGCCUCUGCCGCCUCUCCUGCCGCCCCCUGCCGAUUUGGGGCGGCAAAGUGCCACGCGCCGCCGGUGAGCACCGGCGUGGCCGCACCGGGCUGCGGCGGGAGGGGCGAGUCGCGGUGGCAGUACUGCGAGUAG